Molecule: messenger RNA, 389 nt
Organism: Pelodiscus sinensis (Chinese soft-shelled turtle)
Lineage: Eukaryota; Metazoa; Chordata; Testudines; Trionychidae
Source: RefSeq, a predicted model, not a curated record
GUUCUCUCUCGCCCUCAGCCUCGCCGGUUCUGUACCCAAACCUCGCGGAGCUGGGGGACUACAUGGGCCUCUCGCUCGCCAGUGAAGAAGUCCAGAAGGACCUCGCCCUGAUCUCGGCAAGCGACAAUGCAGGGGGCCUGGACCCCUCCUCCCAGGGCCUGCUGGUCGCCCCGCUGACGGGAAACAGCCUCGGGCUGCGCAGGGCGGAGAUCAAGCCGGGUCUGCGGGAACUGCAGCUCUGCAAGGACGAACGCGGGAAGAUAGGCCUCAAACUGAGAAGCAUCGACAAGGUGGGUUCCCGGGCCAGUCCACGCCGCUCCCGGUGGUUCAGUGGGGCCCGACCUGGCUCUGGAAUGAAGGGGAUCCCCCUGACAAUGAGGGAGCCGUGA